Polypterus senegalus (gray bichir) is the source of this 4761-nucleotide messenger RNA. RefSeq names its product dehydrogenase E1 and transketolase domain containing 1 (gene dhtkd1). The transcript is spliced from 17 exons. Gene Ontology annotation, biological process: tricarboxylic acid cycle. NCBI's taxonomy places the organism in Eukaryota, Metazoa, Chordata, Cladistia, Polypteriformes, Polypteridae. Bases 694 to 3486 code for a protein of 930 amino acids. Gene Ontology annotation, molecular function: oxoglutarate dehydrogenase (succinyl-transferring) activity; thiamine pyrophosphate binding. The record is from RefSeq and is a predicted model, not a curated record.
GCCGUCUUCAGUGUGGGACCUGUCACUAAACUUACUUGUUAUCAUUAUUAUGUGGUAGACUAGAGCCAUUUGUUAAUCUUACGCUUUGAAUUCUGUUUAUUGACGUAAUUACAGAGUUCUGCUCUUUUAGAUACAUUUGCUUUGCCCAAUAGAUAUUACUAAAGUGUGAAGAUUUUUUUGUAGUUGACCAAAAGUACUUAGAAAGUGUUUCAUAUUAGUGGCAAUGCGUUAAAUAGAUCAAAGAUCUCUAACGUCAUUUCUUAUGUGAAACUUCGCGAGGCACAGAAGCGCGGUGGCCUUUCCCCGUACCCUAUUAAAGUUUUUUUUAAUAGCGCAGUAGGUAAGGGCGCUUUAACUUGUUUGUACCUGAGGAUUUAAAACUACACAACAACGUGAAGCGAUCGCAUUCAGGCGCUUAAAUGCAGCUAUUUAUACGACAUAUUCCAUCCGCAUGUACGCUUUCAUUAUUGAUUAACUUUUGUAAACGUUUUAGCUUCACAGACUGCAAGUCAUGGAUAACAACUGUGCCCAAGUGCUGGAUAUAACCCGCCUUUCGUGUAAAAAUAAGCAGUUGCUCGAUCGUCCAAUUGGAGCGGGAGGUGUUUUCUUCGGCUCAAGUUUACACGCUGCUUUUGAUGGCCGCCUAAAGGAAGAAUGAUUUAAUCGAUGCACUGAAAGAAUUUGCAAUCAAAAAUGAUGUCUUUCAUUGUGACAGCGAAACGCUGCGCUUUAUCAGCUGGAACUAUUAGAAGUGUUCUUCGUCCCUUCCUAUGCAAUUUCUAUUACACUCACAAAGGAGUCUAUGGGUACAAACCAUGGGCAACGAGGAACAGCGAGCCUGGCGUAACUGGAAGUCUUUUGGAGAAUGUCCCCAGAAAGGAAGAUCCUCAACUGGAGCUGCUCUUAGCAUCUUAUCGAGCACAUGGACACAAAGCUGCAAAGAUAAACCCCUUAUUCGGCGGCCAAGCUGUGAUGGACAUGGUGCCAGAGAUCCACCUCCUAAAGCAAACAUUGCAUGGACCUUUUAAUACAAGCGGUCUACCACAUUUUGGAAAAAAUGAAGCUUCUUUGGAGGAAGUAUUAGGGUACUUGGAUCAUGUGUACUGUGGUCAUAUCUCCAUUGAGACAAGCCAGCUGCAGACAGUUGAGGAAAGGGAGUGGUUCUUUCAGCGGUUUGAAGAACUGAAGAAGGAAAAAUUCUCCCCAGAGGAGAGAAGACAUCUGGCCAAAUUAAUGCUGGAGUCACAGGGGUUUGACCACUUUUUGGCCACUAAGUUUGCUACUGUGAAACGAUAUGGUGGUGAAGGUGCAGAGAGCAUGAUGGGCUUUUUCUAUGAGCUUUUCCGCCAGUCUGCCUACUGUGGUCUGACAGAUGUGAUCAUGGGUAUGCCCCACAGAGGACGACUUAAUCUUUUGACAGGUCUUCUUCAGUUUCCUCCAGAGCUGAUGUUCCGUAAGAUGAGAGGACUUAGUGAGUUUCCAGAGACCUCUCCUGCAAUUGGAGAUGUGCUGUCCCACCUGACAUCUUCAGUUGAUCUGGAUUUUGGUGUUGGACAACCUCUUCAUGUGACCAUGCUGCCCAACCCUUCUCAUUUAGAAGCAAUUAACCCAGUGACUGCAGGGAAAACCCGAGGAAGACAGCAGUCUAAGCAAGAAGGAGACUAUUCACAUGACAGUUCUGCUCGCCCUGGGGAUAAAGUCCUAUGUCUUCAGGUCCAUGGUGAUGCUUCAUUCUCAGGACAAGGAAUUGUUCCUGAAACGUUCACACUUUCAAAUAUCCCUCAUUUUAGAGUUGGUGGUAGCAUACAUCUCAUUGUGAAUAACCAAUUGGGCUAUACAACGCCAGCAGAGAGAGGACGAUCUUCACUUUACUGCAGUGAUGUUGGUAAGAUGGUUGGAUGUGCUGUGAUCCAUGUAAAUGGAGAUGAUGCAGAAGAGGUCCUUCGGGCCACCCGCUUAGCUUUAGAAUAUCAACGUCAGUUCCGUAAAGAUGUGAUUGUUGACCUACUCUGCUACCGCCAAUGGGGCCACAAUGAAUUGGAUGAACCCUCUUUUACAAACCCCACUAUGUAUAAAAUUAUUAGAUCCCGAAAAAGUAUUCCUGAUUUUUAUGCUGAAAAUCUGGUGUCAGAGGGUCUUAUGACUGAGAAGGAGGUUGCAGAAAUAAAGAGCUCUCAUUUCUCCAAAAUGAAUGAGCAUUUGUCAAAUAUGACUCUUUAUAGCCCCCCUCCCAUGAAUCUUCAGGCCCAUUGGAGUGAGCUAGUGGAACCUCAAGCCAAAAUUACAACUUGGGAUACAGGAAUUUCUAUAGACCUUCUUCGGUUUGUUGGGGCCAAAUCUGUUGCAGUCCCUGAGGAAAUCCAGCUUCACAGUCAUUUGAAAAAGACCCAUGUCCAAGGCAGGAUUCAGAAACUAGAAGAAGGGACUCGAAUAGACUGGUCUACUGCUGAAGCAAUGGCGUUUGGCUCCCUUCUUUGUCAAGGAUUUAAUAUACGCAUCAGUGGACAAGAUGUCGGGCGGGGAACAUUUAGCCAGCGGCAUGCAAUGGUGGUCUGUCAGGAAACCGAUGACACAUACAUCCCUCUGAAUAACUUGGUAACUGACCAAAAGUCCUUCUUGGAGGUGUGCAACAGUCCUUUGUCCGAAGAAGCAGUACUAGGCUUUGAGUAUGGAAUGAGCAUUGAAAGUCCUACCCUUUUGCCAAUAUGGGAGGCUCAAUUUGGAGAUUUUUUUAAUGGAGCCCAGAUUAUUUUUGACACCUUUAUCUCCGGAGGAGAAGCUAAGUGGCUCCUUCAGAGUGGAAUUGUUAUUCUCUUACCCCAUGGUUAUGAUGGCGCUGGACCAGAGCACUCUUCAUGUCACAUAGAGAGGUUUCUGCAGUUGUGUGACAGCCAAGAACAAGGAGUGGAUGGAGACAAUGUGAACAUGUCUGUGGUGCACCCUACCACUCCAGCCCAAUAUUUUCAUCUUCUGCGGCGACAAAUGAUUCGGAAUUUUCGGAAACCGUUAAUUGUUGCCUCCCCAAAAAUGCUACUUCGAUUUCCGGGUGCUGUGUCAUCUUUACAAGAUAUGGCUCCUGGAACACAUUUUAAGCCAGUAAUAGGUGACCCAUCUGUGGAUCCCAAAAAUGUGAACCGAGUGGUUUUUUGCUCUGGAAAACAUUACUAUGCUUUGUUGAAACAGCGAGAAGUGUCAGGGAAUUCUCAGCAUAACACUGCCCUUAUCCGUCUGGAGGAGCUCUGUCCAUUUCCCUUGGACUUUCUACAGCAAGAAAUGGGCAAAUACAAAAGUGCUAAAGAUUUUAUAUGGAGCCAGGAAGAACCUCAGAACAUGGGGCCUUGGACAUUUGUAGCACCUAGGUUUGAAAAACAGUUAGCAUGCAAGUUGAGACUUGUAAGUAGGCCACCCCUUCCAGCACCUGCUGUCGGUAUUGGAACACUUCACCAGCAACAACAAGAAGAUAUCCUCACCAAAACGUUUGCAUAGGCAGACAGUUGAGGAGGAUCAGAAGACUCUUCCUGCAAUUGAAGGCUGAGCUAUAACUCAGUUUAGCUUUCUAAUCCAAGAACUUUUUCAAGGGGAUAGAUUUUAAAGGUUUUAAAAUGCUAUUGCUGUAUUUGAAAUAUGACUUCAUUGUAAACAGGAUGUUUUAAACAUCAAAUUCCAACCUGUCAUAGAUUAAAAUGUCUUCCUGAAGGGAACUGCUUUGACAUAUGAUACCAAUGUGUUUAAGUUUAGCACUUCACUGACUGAAGCUGAAAAGUGAAAUGCAUUUAAUCCAAAGAAUGUAAUUUGAAUAAAUAUGUCUUCUUACUGUCAAUAUGAAUACUGCAAUACUUUGUGCAGGUUGAACUCUGCAUGCAGCAUGCAUUUUUUCCUAAUACAGUAUGUACAUUGAAUUGUGUAAAAUAAGGAUGAGCUGAUGUAUCAAGGAGUUAUUUCUCUACUUCAGUAAUUCAGACGAGUUCUAUCACCUAUCAAACAUACUGUUUAAGUGUUUUAGGCUCCACUAAAGUGAAAACCAUAUUUAGUGGACUGAGAACUAAUCUAUGAAUAUGAAACUUUCAAUGUAUGGGAUAGUAUUGUACAUUUUGUACUCAGAUGAUAUUACUGUUAUCCAAAGUGGAAAUGUUUAAUGAAGUUUAUUUUAACUAAUUAAAUGUUUACAUUGUUCUCUUUAAAUAUUGCAGUGUUUUGUGAACCAAAUUUCACAGGGUGAUCAUCAUUACAUUUACCAAAAUUAAUGUAUUCAUAAGGGGGAAAUUAAAAUAAAAAAGUCAGAUGUCCUGUAGAAGGAAAUUGAAGGAAAUCUGAAUUGGGUGAAGUUUAGUUUAGUCUAAAUUAUCCUAAAUGAUCAUUGAUAGUAUUGUAGAUAUAUUGGCAAUUAUUGUAUCUUAAUGAAUACCAGAAAAUCACAUUUUCAAAAUUGAGAAAUUUUAUGUUUGCCUUACUGUGGGUUAAACAAACAUUGUUCAGAAUUACAUUUGUAAUAUUCUUGUUGAAUUCCUGCACAUGGAAAUUUGUUUCAAAUAAUCCUUUUGUUCUGUUUUGUCCUUCUGUUCAAUACAAUUAUUUUAUUUAGAUGUGUAAUACAAUGAGAAUGAGAACUUGUUUGUAAGAAAAUUGAAAACUACAAAAAGUGAAAGUAUGUGAAUAAAAAAAUAAGAAACACGCAAAAAACACAUCUAGCACAGUAAGAAACAUGAACAAACAUUUGAAUUAAAUACAUUUAAUAAAGAAGAUACAGCUGAGUAAUUUCAA